AUGGAGUGCAUCAGCCAAACCAUCAACAUCGUAUCUAGAUGGUGGGAUCCGAUCGCUCUACCCUUCAUUGACCUUGAAGAAAACUUCAGCUCCCUAAAGGAAGACAUGGAAGAAUUGAAAUGCAUGAGGAAUGAAGUGAAGACAAGGGUGGAUGUCGCCGAGUGGGAGCUGCUCAAAUGCAAGGAUGAGGUUCAAUUUUGGCUUGGAAAGGUAGAAGAAGCCGAAGGAGAAGUGAAUGCAAUGGAAGAAACUUUUGAGCAAAUGACAAGGUGUCUUUGGAAUUGCCAUCCAAAUUGUUGGUCGGCCUACAAGCUUGUCAAGUGGGUGGAGAAGAAGCUGAAAGAUGUAGCUGUGCUGAAGAGGAAAGGGGAUUCCUUCAAAGUGGUUGUGAACAAGGACUUGGUGUUGGAGAAGGUUCUAAAUUGGCUUUUUGAAGGCCAAGUGGGAGUUAUUGGAAUAUAUGGAAAGGGAAUUAAAUGUGGGAAAGAUUCAGAUGGAUAUUGGCAAACGAUUGGUGUUGGGAAGCGCGGAAGAGACCGGAGAAAACAUGGGACAUACCUAUUAGUGAUUGCUCACAAGUGGGCCCCACUAGCCUACGUCCAACAAUUGGGAUUGCCUUGGCCAGAGAAUGAAAGCUACAACCAGACACGGUCUCAUGACAUUCGCAAGGUCUUGAGUAGUAAGAAAUUCAUGCUGUUGUUGGAUGAUAUUUGGGAAUGGUUGGAUCUAGAGAUGGUUGGAAUUCCUCAUCCAAGCAGCCAAAACGUGAGCAAGGGCGUUUUCACUCCACGAUUUGAGGACGUCUGUGGCCACAUGGCUGCGGACAAGAAGAUCAAAGUAGAAUGUCUCCCAGAGCAAGAAGCAAUGAAUCUAUUUCUACGGACUGUUGGUGAAGAGGCCAUGAAAUCGCAUCCAGAGAUACCGAUCCUUGCCAAGAGCGUAGCUAAGGAGUGCAAGGGUCUGCCCCUUGCGCUGAUCACCAUUGGGCGGGCCAUGGCAUGUAAGAAGACACCACAGGAAUAG
Molecule: messenger RNA, 1023 nt
Organism: Magnolia sinica
Lineage: Eukaryota; Viridiplantae; Streptophyta; Magnoliopsida; Magnoliales; Magnoliaceae
Product: disease resistance protein SUMM2-like
Exons: 4
Coding region: 1-1023 (340 amino acids)
Molecular function (GO): ADP binding
Source: RefSeq, a predicted model, not a curated record